GCCACUAAACCUCGACGCGCUUAUCCUCGUGCGGUGGAGAUCACGCUCCCCCCCACACUGACCUCUCCUUCGGUAUCCAUGGGUUCAAUUAAUCGAUGGCAUGUGUCAAUCUAGCUGCGGUUACGUUCCUCCUGUUGAAAGCGAUCGAUCACGUGAAAAUUGCUCGAUUUACCUCAUCAGCUCAACUGGCUGGCGCCUUGAGAUUUUUUUCGAGAUUUUAUACUUGCUUUGUAGCCUUGUGAGUGGAGCUGAAAUCUCUGCCACAAAUCCGCAAUUCCUAACAUUUUAAUUGCUUUUAAUCCUUCGUGUUUAUUACUUUGUUUGCAUUCCUCGUCGUAUUCGUUAGCGCCAUAGCAAAAACAACAGAUCUUGCUGCUCUUUCUGUCUCUACCUGUUCAACAGCUUUAUCUGAUUUUCUUUGUGAUUAUCGAGCGUGAAGAUUGCUAAAAAUUCCUCUUGUUUUCCAGCAAGCAUAGUUUGAUCCUCGCAUCCUGUGAACGAAUCCGUGAUAACUUGCGUGUGUUCCUGUAUAUGUUAUGUAUAUAUAGAUAUUUUGAAGUUAGAUUUGAGUAGUUAGUUAUUAAUGGAGCUGAAGUUCCUUAUCCCAAAGUCAUCGCCUGCUGGCGCAGACACGACGCUGUCAAAUCCUUUUGUUAACUCAAAUUACAGAGUGAAAGUCCGGCAGCAGUUUCGUUCCUGCAGAGGAUCUUCUGCAGGCAGUAACUUCCCAAGAGCUUCAUAUUCAAGUGAGUCCGGGGGCGGCACAAGUUCAGUCAGCCAACAAGAUCUUCUAGACUCCAUUUCCUAUCAGCUCAACAGAACUAACGGUUCGAGUUCAGGUCUGUUCUUCAAAACAGCCAAAGUCCUUGAUGCACUUGAAGAUGAGUAUGAAGGUGUAGUCAUAAAUACUGCGUCGCUACCAUCCAAUCCGAGCAUUUUUGCCUCUGUUCUUCGAUCAUCUAUAUUCCAGUGGAAAAUUAAGGGGAAGAAGGGAGUCUGGCUGAAGCUGCCGCUGGAAAGAUCUGAUCUCGUCCCCAUAGCUGUACAGGAAGGAUUUCAGUACCAUCACGCCGAGAGAUUGUAUGUCAUGAUGACAUAUUGGAUCCCGGAUGGACCUUGCCUUCUUCCUCCGAAUGCUUCUCACCAUGUUGGUGUUGGUUCUUUCGUGAUCAAUGAUAAAGACGAGGUUCUUGUUGUACAAGAAAAGCAAUGUGUCCCGCCUCUCUUAGGUCUCUGGAAAAUUCCUACCGGAUUCAUUAAUGAGACCGAAGAAAUCUGCACGGGAGCUGUGCGAGAAGUGAAAGAAGAAACAGGAAUUGACUCUGAAUUCGUCGAGGUUGUCGCUUUUAGGCACGCCUGCAACGUCUCUUUUGACAAGGCUGAUCUGUUCUUCAUCUGUAUGUUGCGCCCUCUGUCGACUGAAAUCUUGAUCGAUGAUCUUGAAAUUCAAGCUGCCAAGUGGAUGCCUCUGGAGGAGUUCAUAAAACAACCCUUGAUCCGAGGAGACGCCAUGUUCAAGAAAAUCGUGGAAAUAUGCAUGGCCCGGCUCGGACAGCGCUACUGUGGAUUGUCGGAGUAUCGAGUGUUUUCGAGAUUCGACGGAAAGAUGUCGUCCCUGUACUUCAACUUAGUUGAAGAUGAUCCUGCCUCCAAUUGCCAGGCCAGUUGAUCAGACACACUACUUGCUGCUCUUACUGCUUGCUAAUCGUCAGAUUCAUACAUAUAAAUAUCAUUUGACUGUAAUAUUUUUAAGUGUUGGUAUAAAUAUGAGUGUAUAUUGUAUAUUGUAUAAUGUAUAUAGACGUUGUGCUUAAUUAACAAGUUGUACCUGGUAUACACAAUAAGGGGUAUAUUUGUAAUUUAAAUAAAAAUUUAUU
Molecule: messenger RNA, 1877 nt
Organism: Andrographis paniculata
Lineage: Eukaryota; Viridiplantae; Streptophyta; Magnoliopsida; Lamiales; Acanthaceae
Product: nudix hydrolase 8
Exons: 10
Coding region: 584-1669 (361 amino acids)
Molecular function (GO): NADH pyrophosphatase activity; NAD binding; ADP-ribose diphosphatase activity
Source: RefSeq, a predicted model, not a curated record